Messenger RNA from Zasmidium cellare ATCC 36951, 786 nucleotides. RefSeq lists its product as uncharacterized. The transcript has a single exon. The record is from RefSeq and is a predicted model, not a curated record. Gene Ontology annotation, biological process: pyridoxine metabolic process; pyridoxal 5'-phosphate biosynthetic process. Gene Ontology annotation, cellular component: cytosol; glutaminase complex. NCBI's taxonomy places the organism in Eukaryota, Fungi, Ascomycota, Dothideomycetes, Mycosphaerellales, Mycosphaerellaceae. The coding region runs from base 1 to 786 and encodes 261 amino acids. Gene Ontology annotation, molecular function: glutaminase activity.
AUGACCGCCAUCACCGUCGGCGUCCUCGCCCUGCAAGGCGCCUUCGUCGAGCACAUCCAGCUACUGCACCGCGCUGCGCAGUCCAUCGCCAAUGGCCCCCGGAAAGCCCUUCACCAGCCGCCCCACUUCACCUUUCUCGAAGUGAGGAACGCGGAUGAGCUGCAGGCAUGUGAUGCUCUCAUCUUGCCGGGCGGCGAAAGCACCUCCAUCUCACUCAUUGCAGAGCGCACCGCCCUGCUGGACCCGCUUCGGGAUUUUGUCAAGGUCCAGAGGAAGCCUGUCUGGGGAACCUGCGCAGGCCUGAUCUUACUGGCAGAGAGCGCCAACAAGUCCAAGCAGUCUGGGCAGGAACUCAUCGGAGGAUUGGAUGUGAGGGUGCAGAGGAACUACUUUGGCCGUCAAGUCGAAAGCUUCGAGGCGGAUCUGGAUCUGCCGUUCUUGGAGUCGCCUUUCCACUCCGUCUUCAUCAGAGCGCCAGUCGUUGAGAAGGUCUUGCCGCCCACAAAUGCCGUGUCGGCAGAGAAAUCUCCAGACACGGUCCUCGCUCCACCGAGACAAGCGACGAAUGCUCCUGUUGAGAUUCUUGGCCGUCUGCCGGGGAGAGCACGAGCCAUCCGGGAUAAGACGACCACGGCUGAGGAGCUCGGGGAAGAUGGCGACAUCGUAGCCGUCAAGCAAGGGAAUGUGUUUGGCACUGCCUUCCAUCCGGAAUUGACUGGAGAUGAACGCAUCCACGCUUGGUGGUUGACUGAGGUUGUGAGACUCAAGUCCGAGCGUAUCGGGUGA